AUGGCGAGGUGCCCUGUGCCGUGGGGCAAGCCGCUUGGCAGAGGCUGUGGGGCUGAGGAGGGAAGGAAGGAAGGAGGGAAGACAUCGCCAUGAGGAGACCGGGCCGGGACAAGCCGGGCUGGGCAGGGCUGGGCAGGGCAGGGCGGGCAGCUCGGUGGCGGGUAGCUCGCUCCGCCCAGCGCCAUGCCCGCGGGGCUUUCUGCCGGCAGCCAGCCGGUUUAUAAAGCGGGCGGGACCCGCACAUUUUUUAAAAAAAUAAAAAAUCUCUCGGCUCUGCGCCUUCCUGCGACCCGGCUGGGCUGGGAGGUGAUGGGACGGCGCUGGGGGCCCGCCCGAGGAGCGGCGGCGGGGACAGGUAACGAGGGGAGCGGGGCCGGGGGGCUCCCGCGGCCGGCUCUGGACGGGAGCUUUCGGCGUGUUACGGGUGCGCUCUCCCUGCCGGCUCUGCGGAGAAGUUGCUCGUCCCACAGGUUGUUUUUAUGUUUUUAUUUUUAUUUUUAUUUCCUUCCAGGUGGGACAUAGCGCUUGGGAGGGCGGCAGGCGUGGUGGCGCUCAGGGAGGGGGGUGGCAGUGUCAUGGGGGUGGCUUUUUUUCACUCAGAAGUAAUUUCCAGCCGGGGAUAAACUCGCUCACAGCACGGUGUAGGAGAUCAGGCUGCUUGUCGUGCUGGCCCGGAGAGCCCACAAAGUUAGGAUGGGUGUGGGAAUCACAGAUACAGGUUUGUGCUCUUCCAGCCUCUAAGCCCCGCCGAUGCCCCCGAUGCCCUUCCUGUCACUGGAGGGGUUUCGAUGCCCUGAGGGCUGCUGAGAAAGCUCACGUGUGAUUCAGAGAGUGCUGGGGCACACCGAGAAAAUCUGGCUUUAACUUUGAAAAAAAAAAAAAAAGAAGGAAUAGCCUUGCAAUAGCCUUGUUUCAUAGCACUCCUUUGCUUAGUGGAAAUGUUGGUGUGUGUGCUUGUUUCAGCACUGAGCCUUUUGUCCCCUUAACUUUUUGAGUAUUUCCGCUGUUGCCUGUAACGAAACUCCGCCAGAGUUUCUCCUAGUAAUUAAGUGCUGCCUACAGAUGCGGUAAGCAAGGCGUACAGGAGUACAAGUGCUAAAACUUAGAAGUUGUAGUGGCUUUUCCCGCUCUGAUGGCAGCAACACCUUUAUCAGAAUAGGGCUCUAGGUUAUCGUUACUUGUUAUCUGCCAGCCAGACCUCGGGAUAGGACCCAAGACAAAUCCACAAUACUGCUUCGCCCCUCCUUGGGUACAAACCAUCAUUGCUUUCGAAAAUCGAUUUUCAUUCUGAAAGCUGCUUUGUGCUACUUCAUCUCAGAACAGUCUCCAGGACAACUUUGCUCUUUGAAAACAGAACAAAUCUCUUCCCAGACAGAAGGAGCGUUCCUGGAAUACGAUUUGCACAAGAACACCAGGAAUUUGUGAAUAAUCCGACAGACCAGCCUGUGAUUUGCUGUCAUAAACUAGGUCGCACAGUUCAUCAUUCAUUGAACAGCCAGCUUGGCACAAGGUUAUCUCCACAGCUGAAAAGCAGCUGUGCCACUCCUGAGAUCUUGGUAACAUAUGCAGUUGUUCCUGGCAUCACAGAUAAUUACGAUUGAGGAAUGUGUAGUCCCAAUUUGUUUAGCAUCAAUCUGUGAUAGAUUAUCAAGUGAGUAAAUAUUUUCAGGAGAUUGCUUGAACAGUGUUUUUUCAAUUCAACUACUUAACUAGUUGUAAGUGUUGUGGGUGGGUUGUUUGUUGGUUUUUUGUUUGUUUGUUUUGGAGCGGGGUGUACCCUGUCCAGGUGUGGCACAUGCAUUUCCAUUGAGCCAGCGUCACUCUGGGUCUUAGAGAAGUCCAGCUAUAUUUUGUUCCCACAGUGGCAAUUUUGGGAUGACACAGCUCUGAGCACAUUAUCCUGCAAUGGAUGGAUUCUCCAGGUUCAUACAGCGUCCUGGGAACACAUGCUGCCUGACUUGUAGUCGUUUCUUCCUCACCGUGAAGUCAAGAGAUGCUUAAAGAUGAAUCUUGAUCAGUUUUCAUCUGGGCGUGCGUAUGUCUAUGUAUGUGUAGUUACCUACUUUACAGCAGGAGUGGGGUGGUGGUGGUAGAAGCAGUCUCUUACAAAUGAUUUUUUUCCUUCCAAUGCUAUGUUCUGCAUCCUGUCUGUAUUUAGGUACUUGCAUCAUCCCAUCAUAACAGGAUGUAAGCACCUCACGGUCUGUUUUGCAUUUUUUUCUAACAGCAAUUCUGUCUAAGCGUGGAUGGGAAAAUGUCUUGGAUGCUUUUUCUAGCUUCUGCAGAUCUCAGUUUAUUGAAGAUGUUAAAAGGUGCUUAGAAAUUGAGCUUUAAAUGACCCUGCAGGAGGGCUAUGGCAAAACAGGGUCUUCCAAGUGCAAAAUCUACUCCAAACAUUGAAAUUCCAUUGGUUUAGGCUAUUCUUACUCUAAUGCGUCUUACAUUAAUAGUCCAGGUAAAGCCUAUGGAGACAGCUAAGCAGGUGGUGAUAUUUGGUCAGAUACCAGAAAAAACAUUCUCAUUUUUGGCUUAGCAUUGACCAGUCACCUUAGAAGAAUUUCUAUAGAUGAAAAGACUUCUGUAAGUGCUACAUACCAUCACUUAGGUAAUACAAGCAGGUAGGUAUCAGAAAAGUCUUAGAUAAACAUUAAAGAAAUGUAAAAUUGCCAAUGACUUACAGAUAUGUAAAAAAUAAGGGAGAGCACAUCAGAAUUCCAGCAUGUGUGCUAUCUGAAAGUGAUUUCUGUUUAACUUGUUUCUGGACACCUAAAUGCACCAAUGUAUUGGAUACUUUUAUAAAAAAAGACUUAAUAAUAAUCUUGAAAGUUUUACAUGUCAAAAACAUACAUUGCAUAAUAGUGAUUUGCACAUCAACAAAAGCUGAGAUAGACAAUACUGAAUCAUGCACUUCCAGUAUAAUAGAAUGAAUCCUUAAAGUAGUUUGAGUGCAAUUACUUUAAAAGGUGUUUUAUCAAUAAAAAUCAAAUAAAUGUGAUAGUACCACAGUGGUGUCCCCAUUCUCACCAGUGAUUGUAGUGGGACGUCUUCUCCCCUGAGAAUGGACAGAGAAAUUCUGGCCCUCUUUGGUCCCCCUUAAUUUCUCAGGAUAGGAUUUUGGUCAUGUGUAGAUAAUGAUCAGUCUUUGUGUCGGCCAUAAGCCCAGAAAGUAAUGAAUGCCAUCAAACUCAAACCGCUUCAUCACAUGUGUUUGUGUAUGUUUGUUUUUUUUCCCCUGAAAUUCCAAAUAUUUAGUGGUAUCUUAUUAAAAUACUUGCUGCAUAUGACCUUUAUUACACCACAUCAACAACUAAUGACUAUAUCAAUAAUAGCUGAGUGUUUUACUAACACAUGGUAAGUGUGAAGCCCCGGAGCUAACUGUUCACAUCGUGGCUGACAAACCACAGAUGAACAAGCGCCCCUCUGCCUGUGGAGCAUGUUGCUGUGGAGUGAAACUGCAUGGUGGGGGGAAUCUGGGGUAAAAGUCUCAUGUGUAUGUAUUUCAGUUAACUUUUUUUGUUUAUUGGACUUUUAGAACAAACUACGUUGAUACUCUUCUUUGAUUUUGGAAAUCAAAGUAAAACUCCAAUAUUGAAGAAAACCAGAAUGAAGUUGCUUCUUUUCAGUUAUUCAGCAAAAUAUUACUAGUGCUUUCAAUGGUAAAUAACAGUGCAUAUGCUCAUUUUCUUUGCAGUUAAGCCAAUUAAAUGUUUUUAUCUCUCUAGCAAUACCUUGUAAAUAAACAAGUAGUUUUCAUGUCCAUGUGUAUCCUGUCUUGGUGUUAUAGUGCUCUGCCCAUUGUUAAAUACUGAUUUUUAUUUUGGCUCUGAAGAUUUUCCCUCCACAUAGGUAAACAAUCACAUAAAUAAAAGCAUUUUUUUGUUUGUUUUCAUGUGUGUGGGUGUAUAUUCAUACGAGACCUUUCAUUAUUUGCAUCACAUUGAGCUCAUAUUUUUUUUCAAGCGAAACCUUCAGAUUUUCUUUGAUGCUAUCAAAUACUUCUUUUCUUUUAGAGCUGAUACUUUGUGCCCAGGCAGUGGACACCUCUCAGCCUACUACUGAUCCUCGUGACAAAUGCAAUAACCCCUGCGUCACUUCAUUUAUGCCGUUUCACUCAAACUAGUAUGUUUUCCAAUCCACAAAAGGAAGGUAGCGUGCUUCCCCAAAUAUUACCACUUUUUAUGAAAGACAUUAAUAUUUAUCUUCCAACUAUUUAACAGUUACUUCUUAGAUAAACAAACAAAGAGUGCUUGUGCUUUUCUUAUUUGUUAUACCUUGGAAUUUGUUUCUAGAUUCGUUUCUAGACGUUUAGCACUGUCAUUUUAUGAGAAAGAAAAAGUGAAUGUGACACAGUAACUUAUAUCAGUGAAAAAUGUGCUGCAGGGCUCAUUCAGUUCUUGCUUCCACGGGUGCAAAUCAGGAGCGGUACAACUGCAGCAGAGCCACUUGGGUAUAGUAAGUAUAAAAACAUCACAGUGUGGAGAAUUCGACUUUUUUUGCAGCUUAUUUGUCAGGCUGUGACAGAAGCAACAGCAGCCUGAAAAAUAAAAAGUGACAGCUGUGUAUUAAGCAUCCAUAAAUAUUUUAAGUGUAGCCAAAUAUUUUUUAAAAUUUUUAGUGCGUUUCUUGAAGUUUAGGAGGCAAGACUACCUUUUUUUUUUUUUCUUUUUUUUUCCUUCUUAUCUUCCCUCUUGUCACAGAGUAGCGGUGAGUUUACAGGAGCAAUUCAAAAAGCUGACACACUCCCUCCCCCCUUUUUUUUCCUUCUUUUUGUGCCUCCUUGUCUUCUUUGAGCGCCAGGUGUUCUUUCCAGCAGCUAGGAAGGUGUGAUUGAGAGACAAGUGCCAUGAAUGAGACCGUGGACCUGCCGACAGAAGGGAAUUCCCUGAUCAGAGCUGUCUACCAGAGCCGACUGCGCCUCACCAGGCUGUUACUGGAAGGGGGGGCCUACAUCAACGAAAGCAACGACAGGGGUGAAACCCCUUUAAUGAUUGCUUGUAAGACGAAACACGUGGACGCCCAGAGUGUCAGCAAGGCAAAGAUGGUUAAAUAUCUGCUGGAAAACAAGGCAGAUCCGAACAUACAGGACAAGUCUGGAAAGACAGCCUUGAUGCAUGCCUGUUUAGAAAAAGCAGGGCCUGAGGUGGUCUCUCUGCUGCUGAAAAGCGGAGCUGACCCGAGCCUACAAGAUCACUCUAACAGCUCUGCGCUGGUGUACGCAAUAAACUCUGAAGACAAAGAGACCCUGGAAGUUCUUCUCAAUGCCUGCAAAGCCAGAGGAAAAGAGGUAAUCAUAAUCACAACAGAUAAGUCUCCAUCAGGAAGGCAAACAACGAAACAAUACUUAAACGUGCCUCCUGCGGACCUCAGUGAGCACUGUUCCCCAGAUGCCUGCACGUCCCCAUCCGAAAUAGAACUGAAAACAUCUCCACCCCCACUUUCAAGCUCGAAUGAGACUAAAAGUGCACUCUUCAGCUUUCAGGAUCUGGACCAUCCCAGAAGCACAGACAAUCCGUCUCAGUCAGUCUCACUGAGAAAUUCCAGCCCAACCAAUGCAGUCUCCAAGCUGGCACAAGUGCAGCAGCUGCAUUCUGAACCUUGGAUAAAGAGCUCUCCGCUGUUCCACCAGAGUAAAAUUGCCUCUUUACAUGGAGAGAUCCAGGAUGUAACUCCAGAAGAGCUCUCUUUUAAAAUCAAUGGCCUUGCCUUGUCAAAGAGGUUCAUUACCAGACACCAAAGUAUUGACAUAAAAGACGCUGCUCAUUUACUGAAAGCUAUUGAUCAAACUGCAUCGAAGAAAUCAUCAUAUGAUGAGUUGAACUCUCAGACUCUUUAUGGCGAAGAGAGGCUUUUCCGCAGUGGGAUUCCUGUGGGUAAGGAUUCCAGUUUAGGACAGAUCAGCUUCAUUUCAGACCUGAGUAGUAUUAUCCAGAAAAGAAACUUAGGAGCAAAUCAUUACAGCUCUGAUUCUCAGUUAACUACUAGUCUACGUCCUGCUGCUGCGGAAGACAUGAAGUCAGUGAUAGGAAAGAAGAAGAUCAGCUCUGCAUCUCACUCUUUGUUACCAAGCUCUAGAGAAUUAUUUGAGAGCAUGCCGCCUCUUCCCCUGAGCAGAAGAAAUCAGACUGUUCUAGAAAGACGGGGUUCAGGGGCUUUGUUACUGGAUAACUUUUCUCAGACAAGGCCAGGUUUUCUUCCACCACUGAAUAUGAAUCCUCACCCCCCAAUUCCAGAUAUUAGUUUCCUAAAUAAGGUUUCUGGGGUGAUUUCUUAUGGGCAGAAACACUUGCUACCAGCAGUAGCUUCUUCCUCUAGGGAGACCAAAAGUAAAAAAAUGCUGCUAAGGAGGCAGUCAUUGCAAACUGAGCAGAUAAGGCAAUUACUGAAUUUUUAACAGGAGAUAUGAAGGUUUAUAACAUCCUUACAAUAUGUACAUACUUGCCUACCUAUUUAGCUGUUACACUCCUGAAAAGACAGCAGGUCUGUAUCAUAAGGCUUGCUGUCUUGGAGUGAGUUAAAUAUCUUAAUACUGCUUAAAAAGAUAGGCUUAACUACCUGUCUAAGUGAAGCUGUUUUCUGUAAAUGGAGGAGUGUUUAUUACAUUGUUUUCAUAGUAUUUUCAACUUGAGCAUUGAAACCUUGCCCACAACAGGAUGAAUCUACAAAGGACAUUAGGCGCUGCAGUUCUCAUUUUUGGGUUGGAGAUACUGUUCCUGCAAGAUUUCCCCAAAUACAUAGGCUCUUUCUCCACCCAAAAAUGUUGUACAAAUGCUGGACAUCAAAGCGUGGCUGUGGCCAAGCUGUGUGUUAUCCACAGACCCCAGACACUGACAGUGUCAUGCCUAUGCGUGGGCAAGUCUCUGCCAGCAGCAUCUUCUGGCUCCAGUGGCCUCGCUGCAUGUUAACAGGCAAAGACUAAGAAAAAACUCACAGAGUACUGUUACAUAUGUAGCUUCACCCGUGAAAUCCCAAAGACUGGGAGCCCGUUGGAGGUGCCUUGCUGCCCGCCGGGAGUCAGCAGCGCUGAGCCUGAGAGCUGGACUUCACGACACGUGGCCACGAUCCAGCACGGAGCCCCGAAGGGGUUGGGUUCCCUCUCAUCUGCUGUACAAUGACCAAACCCUGCUUGCAGCCUCAGAGAGGCAUGUCAAACAAUUUGGGUCUAUCGAGCUACUUGAGUGCUGGAAUUUGCGCAUUAAAAAAAAAAAAAAAAAAAAAAAAAGGGGGGGGGAGAGGCAGAAGGCAGAGUGUGUAUGAGAACUGGGUUGGUUCUGUUACUUUCUGCAGUUCCAGACUCAACAACCUGAUCUCCAGAAUACAUCAUCCUUCUCCCCAGCCACAGGUCUAGGCGUCUUUUCAAGACAGGAUACAGAUGGUUGGAGACAGAUUUUUUGUCUUGCUCUGUGCUUAUGGUCGCACACCCAUGCCUGGGACAAGCUCUGUCUUGCUGCUCAGGCAUUGCUAAAGAAAUCCAUCCAGCAGCUCGGGUACUUGCCUGGGCAUUCAAAAUCCUCAUUUUACCUAAUUUGAAGCAAAAGCCUGAAUCUGUUGCAAACCAAAAACGUACUUUUGCCUCUGAGGUAUUGUAUAUAUCUCUGUUUUUAAGUAUCUCUAUCUAAAAGGUGUUUUUCCUUCCCAUCUAAAGUUUUGUGGUUCCAAACAUCUACCUUGUAUUUGUGCAUAUUCUGUAGAAGCUUGGUUUCGGGUGUCACAUGUAGCAUUUUAUAGCUUGUCUUCUAAAGAUUGAGAAGUAUUUAAUGUGCUCUGUUUUGCCAAAAAUUACCUAUAUAUAUAUAUAUUUACACAUAUAUAGUAUCGAUGUCUGUAUAGUGUGAAUUUCUGUGUAAUGAAAUGACAUACACUUUUCUGAAGAUAGUCAGUGGGUAUUACCUGCCUUCUUGCCACUUCAGUCAAAAUUCACCCGGUCUGUGAUGUUGCCUAAUAAGUAGCUGUGAUGUUGUUUAGUUUUGUUCUUAGUAUAAGACAAUUUCAAGUAAGAUGAUAAAUGUAUUGUCUCUGUAAGAACCUUUGGAUGUGAAAAUAUGAAAAUGUCCUAAAGUUCGUAAUGUGCACAUUCUGAAGAAGGAAGCGUGGAUUAUAGCUCAACUCUUACACCACUGUAUGUAAAGUGCUGGUCUGAAACUACAAAUUUAAAUCUUAAAAUCAAUUUUGCAACACCAAACCCUUCAGACAUCUAGAUUCUAGGGAAUAAGCAAA
Messenger RNA from Anas platyrhynchos (mallard), 8214 nucleotides. Lineage: Eukaryota; Metazoa; Chordata; Aves; Anseriformes; Anatidae. The record is from RefSeq and is a predicted model, not a curated record.